Molecule: messenger RNA, 384 nt
Organism: Sphenostylis stenocarpa
Lineage: Eukaryota; Viridiplantae; Streptophyta; Magnoliopsida; Fabales; Fabaceae
Source: the annotation of a GenBank genome assembly
AUGGGACGAGGGGAGACAUGGAUUUCUAGUCGCACAUACAAUUGGGGUAAGUUUAGCGUUGACGUGAUAACAAAUGCAUACAGCGGAGCAGUGUCCUGCGAGCUCCGGGUAGACAAAUUCUGCACAAGCUUAAAGAAGCCUGACACACACAUUCACACCAAAGUCGGGGCUGGUCAAUUGCGUUUAGCGUGGUGCGAGCGAGCUAAGCUUGACCUACGUGUGAAAGGGUUAAUUGGGGAGAGUGGGGGUAGGAAUAUGUUAGUGAGUGGGAUUUUGAUGCAGAAUAAGAGUGGGAUUUUAGUUGAGGGAAACGGACAUUGGAGAAGGAAGGGAAACUUGGGUUGGGACACGUCACCACUGGCAGCUGGAACAUGGAACCUAUAA